This is a messenger RNA of Schistosoma intercalatum, 1979 nucleotides long. NCBI's taxonomy places the organism in Eukaryota, Metazoa, Platyhelminthes, Trematoda, Strigeidida, Schistosomatidae. The record is from the annotation of a GenBank genome assembly.
AGCUUAAAGGCGCGCUUAUCGUACUAUAAUUCAUCGGUAUGAUUAACGUAGAUUUGAGUGUUGCGGCCGCGUUACGGAAGUCUGGUGGUAUAAUUAGUCUGAUGCCAAUGGGGGAUUCUAUUUACUUUGGAACUAAUAUUAAACAAGAACCUUUCACACUGUUGACUCUGACAGAUGAUCAACGUUUCGCCAUUGAAAGGGCAAAGAAGUAUGCUUUAGAGCAAAGUAUUCAAAAUGCACUCAGCAAACAAGCAGCACAGCUACACCAACAGGACUUAAAUACAAUUAAAAGGAAUCAGGCACUUAUUCUUUUGAGUCGAAUUUAUGUUGGGUCAAUCAGUUUUGAAAUCGGAGAGGAAGAAAUCAGAAAAACGUUUUCACCCUUUGGACCGAUUAAGUCUGUCGCUCUUAGUUGGGAUACAGUUCUACAAAAACACAAGGGAUUUGCUUUUGUUGAGUUCGAGGUACCAGAGGCUGCUUCUUUGGCAUUAGAUCAAAUGAAUGGAUACACUCUGGCUGGCAGAAACCUAAAGGUCGGGCGACCAAGCAAUGCUCCUCAAACUGCUGCUUUAGAAGCCGAACUACGCGCAGAAGUUAGUACUAAGCCUCGUGUAUACAUUGCUUCAGUUCAUCCAGAGUUAACCGAGUCUGAUAUUCAAACUGUAUUCGAAGCAUUUGGAAAAGUAAACAGCUGCAGCUUGUAUCCAGAUCCUAAAUGUUCUGGUCGUCAUCGGGGAUUCGGUUACAUUGAUUUCGAAUCAGAAGAAGCUGCUAUCGCGGCCGUCUCAAGCAUGAAUUGUUUCGACUUGGCGGGACAACAACUUCGUGUUGGACGCGCACUUACUCCCAAAGGAGUUCCUCUUCCAUUCGAACUUAAUGCUAACAAAAGUUUAAACACAAUUUCCACUAAUCCAAUAUCUACUUCGGCCGUCGCGUUUGCAGCCGCAUCAAUUUCCGCUAAAGUUAUGACACUGUCAGCUGAGGAAAUUAGUUCGAACAGCCUUAAUGGAACAAAUCGUCCUACAACCUCCACUGGAUUUUCUGGACCUCCUGCAGCUGCACAAAAUCUCCCGCCUCCUGGUGUAUUUAUUCCUACUUCUGUAGGGGACAAUGUAACGUCAACAUCGGAAGAGAAGCAAAUAGAAGAUGUCAUUUCCGUCACAACUGCAUCCGUCUGGGAUGAUGACGACGACUCGGCGAUCCCUGUCCCAACUGCUUCAGAGGAAAUUCCUGAAAUCCCCGCUGAAGAUCAGGUCGGGGAGCACACUGAAGUAACCGCUCACCUAAACGAUGUCGAAGACUCUCAAGAUGUGUUUACUAUUAGUAUGUCUAGGGUUUUAUUGCUCGAGAAUAUGGUAGGUGUUAAUGAAGUGGACGACGAACUUCGGGAGGAAGUAAUGGAGGAGUGUGGGAACUACGGUUCUGUUCUACGCGUUUUGAUUCAUAUAAUGACAAGUCAGGAUGUUCGCAUCUUUAUUCAGUUUGACCGAUCGGAUGACGCUAAAGCUGCUUGCUGCGCCCUAAAUCAACGCUAUUUUGCUGGUCGUGUUGUCCAAGCUCGUUUGUAUGAUGAAGAACGGUUCCAACUGCAUGAAUUGGAUGACUAAGGAGUAUUCUAACUUAUUUUAUUGGUCGUAUUUCAGUCCGGAUUCAAUAUCAGUAUUUCUUAUAACAAUUAUGUACGCAUAUUUACGAUGUUCAUUUUGUUUGUCAGACUUAUUGUAUACUUCCUUAACCCUACAAUCUGUAUGUACAUAAAGCAAGGUUUAAUUUUAUAUUAAACAUAUUCCGAAUUAGUUUCCCUUUUGUCGUUUCUGAAUAUAUGGUCAAGUUACAUUCCCCUUGACUAUGCUCGAACUAAUAAUGAUUAUUCAUAUGUAAGCUUUUUGAUUAAUUCGUUACUAAACCACUUAUUUAACAAACUUGCAAGUUUUGUCGUAUUUCUUCAUACUAUUCAAGUGCACCCACUGAAUAUUUUG